AUGAUCGAAUCUCUUAAAGCAGUAAAGUACAUCGACUCCGAUCAUUUCAUGGUGCCCGAGGGCAAACAAGCAGUCGAACUUAUGGCCGGAGGAGAAAGUGCACUUGCACAAGUUGUAAAAACCUUGCCUGGAAAAACAUACGACCUAUUCUUCUCAAUAGGGGAUUCCAAGAACUCUUGUGAAAGAUCUAUGAUGGUUGAGGCAUUGGCUGGCAAGAUUAUUGGCCAAUUUCCUUAUGAAUCCAAGGGUAAUGGUGGGUUCAAACGUACUAAAUUGAGGUUCGUGACUGUGUCAUCUCAUAUGAGGAUUAGAUUUUUGAACACAUUCUAUCACAUAAAGAUCGAUGGUUCCCUAUGUGGUCCGGUGAUUGAUGAUGUCAGGUUGGUUAGUGUCUGUAAUUCACGACGUGACUGA
Molecule: messenger RNA, 414 nt
Organism: Fraxinus pennsylvanica
Lineage: Eukaryota; Viridiplantae; Streptophyta; Magnoliopsida; Lamiales; Oleaceae
Source: the annotation of a GenBank genome assembly